AUGUCAACAAACACAAAAGCCAUCACGUUCACACAGGAAGAGAACACCGGACACCCUUGUGCUUUGUACGUUACUUUGUUACUGGCAGCGUUUCAACCUGAUGCUGUCAAGCUGCGUAUCAUACAGACGCAACAGACAUCAGAGAAAGUGGAGACUGUCUUCCUGAUGACAGAGCCAUGUGACCAGGACCAGCCAAUGGCGGACCAGCCUCAGGAGGUCCCGGUGAUGAGGAAGACUCUGACGUAUGAAGCUCCAGGGAGCCGAGUUGACUCUGAUCCUCCUGCAGGUUUACUGCUGAGCUCCCAGACCUUUACUGCAGAGACUGCCAACACCACCACCACCACACACAUCACCAAGACGGUGAAAGGUGGAAUCUCAGAAACCAGAAUCGAGAAGAGAAUUGUGAUUUCUGGAGACACGGAAAUCGACCACGACCAGGACUGAAGCUGGAAGCCUCUGAUGCAUCAUGGAGUCGUAGUCUAGACCACAGAACCAACUGAGGACACCCCGAGCACACACACACACACACACACACACACACAACAGCACCUGUCUGUCUGCCAGAGACUCACAGACAGACAGACAUACAGAGAGUCAAAGUGACAGACAGUCAUACAAACGGUCAGACAAACAGACAGACAGACAGGUGAGACACGCUGCUGUGAUGUCAUCAACACAUUCCCAUGGCAACCUGAACCGAUCAACCUCAGAUGAACUUUCAGAUUAAAACUCAUUUACUUCCUUGUUCAACAAGCCCCACUCCACACACCUGGCAGGUGAAAGCACGCGUCUGAUUGGCUGGUGUUUGACUGGCAGGCGUCUGAUUGGCUGGCUGCCUCAGGUAUUCUGCAGCUUUAGGAAACAUUCACAGACCAGUUUGCACUGCCUCCUUUAUUGUGAAAGUGCGUGGAAACUGUUUCCUGUGAGGUGUAAAUUAGCAUGACGGCUAACACUGUAUUUACCCACAAUGCAAUAGUUAUGUGCCAUUCUCUCAUCUCGCCAUGGAAACCCUCGUUAGCAUUUAUUUUAUCCACC
Molecule: messenger RNA, 1035 nt
Organism: Plectropomus leopardus (leopard coralgrouper)
Lineage: Eukaryota; Metazoa; Chordata; Actinopteri; Perciformes; Serranidae
Source: RefSeq, a predicted model, not a curated record